Messenger RNA from Ascochyta rabiei, 456 nucleotides. RefSeq lists its product as uncharacterized. The record is from RefSeq and is a predicted model, not a curated record. Bases 1 to 456 code for a protein of 151 amino acids. NCBI's taxonomy places the organism in Eukaryota, Fungi, Ascomycota, Dothideomycetes, Pleosporales, Didymellaceae. The transcript has a single exon.
AUGGUCUUCCCCUUUGAAAAAUUGCCAAAGGAUAUCCGCCGCAUGAUCUGCGACAUCAUCUUAGAGUCAGCGUAUCGGCCACUGCUCGACCGGCGUUAUGGGCUCUAUUACAAAGCCUCACGUAUACCUGUUGUGCUGAUUCCGGCCAACAAGUUUCUCCACGAGGAGAUCACAGCAUGUUUAAAAGAACAUGUCGCCGCAAGAUCUGUUGUUCUUUUGUGUCACCAGCAGAACCAGACAUACGAGCUGGGCGUCGAAAGAAUCGCAGCAGCACUUGUUCGUAUGGUCAAUAUAGGUCAACUAUACGACAGCCGUUGCCGUCAGAACACUGACAUCGACUCGCGUCCCUCGCAAGAUUUCGACUUCUGGACACUCAAAGCCCCCAAAAUGGUAUUUGAGGCGGAAAUGGACCGUAGAGAGUCCAAAGAUAGUCUGCCUCCGUUUCGCUUCUACUGA